GACGCCACCUCUCUCAAUUUUUUCUGAGGAAAUAAAGUUAUUAAAAAGUGUAUAAUUCAGACGAAAGGAAGGGCAGUAUUACUCACGCUGAAAUAUUGCGUUUUUAAGUUUUAUUAACACACACUGUAAUAGCGACUCUAGCUAACUUUGCUAAUUCUACGUGGCAAUCGCAAUAUCAACAAUACAAAAAUCACUAUAGCUGAUAAAAACGAAAAAAAAAAACAGUUUUACUUCUUAGACAAAAACAAAAACAUCACAAGAUCCUGCGUAUUUUUGCUCAAUGUCCUUUCUCAAUUUGCUUGCAUUGCUGCUUUGAUUAUCAACGCGCUCGCGGGACCAGGAAAAGGUACAUUUCAGCGCAGCACUGGAAAUAUUUCAGACAGAGAUCACUCCUGCUGGAUGGACUUUUUCGAUAUGGGGUGUCAUCUAUUCCUAGCUCUUCCUGAUGAACGCAUAUCCUGACCUGGCUCUGUAGAGGGUUGUACUCAAGUCCAGCAAUCCUGCCCUCUGAAUUCUUUCUCUCAUGGAUCAUCAACACGAUUCUGAACAGUACCUGGCUGGUCUUGUGGGAUAGAGAAUUGAUGAUUCCUGCACUGAUUGUUCUUGCCCUGAUUGCUUUCACCAACUACCUGAUGAUCUUCUUCUCUUGUAUUGGUCUACAAGCUCAUGGAUCUUGGCUUAAACCGCAGCACCCAAAAGACCUUUUCUGCAUCAUAGUGUUGGUUCAAAAUGGCAUUGCUACCUAUGCAGCAUGGACAACCAUUGCCACACUGCUCAACUUCACUAUUGUGUUGGAUCUAGCAUCAGUUUCCCCAACAAAUGCUGCUACAGCUUCUUUAUGCAUACUUCUGUUGGAAGUAAUUAUAUGGUUUACAGUUGAAAACUUUCUAAUAGAGAAGCAUGUCCGUUACAUCCUCACCGUUUACCCUGUGAUUAUCUAUGCUCUAAUUGGAAGCCUAAGCAAGCAUUACGACGCAGCAGCACCUGGCCGGAAUGCCAUCUUUUCAGAUGCUGUCUGUCCAGAUGUGUGAGGUCAUGUGGGAGCUGGAAGCGGAGAAAAGAGAAUGUUUGGCCAAGCUGGAAAACAUCACGUCAGGUUGUACAGGUGAAUGGGAUCUAGCAUGCUGGCCAUCAGCUAAGAUUGGAGAGUUGGUCACCAUCCCCUGUCCGAAUUACUUCAGCCAUGUCAGUGAUCAAAGAGGAAACAUAUCCAAGAGCUGUACUGCCAAUGGCUGGACAGAAAUAAACUCAGUUGUCGUUGCAUAUAACUGUGGCUAUGACCCCAAUAUCACAGAGGAUGGAAACGUGGGUGAAUUCCUGGGCUCUGUGAGAAUUGGAUACACUAUUGGUCACACUGUGUCUCUUAUAUCCCUCAUCAUCGCCAUCAUCAUUUUGUGCUUUUUCAGAAAACUCCACUGCACAAGGAACUACAUCCAUAUUCACCUGUUCAUGUCCUUUAUAAUGAAGGCUGUGGCUGUAAUUAUGAAGGAUAUAGUCCUGUAUGAGGUGGAGGAACCUGAUGACUGCCACUUUGGAUCUGUGGGCUGCAAGGCUGCCGUGGUUUUCUUCCAGUAUGGCGUCAUGGCCAGUUUCUUCUGGUUACUGGUGGAGGGUCUGUAUCUGCACGCUCUCCUGGCUGUAUCCUUCUUCUCUGAGAGGAAGUACUUCUGGUGGUACAUUCUCAUUGGCUGGGGAGUUCCAGGUGUCUUCAUAACAGUCUGGAGCAUCACAAAAGCUUAUUUACAUGAUAUUGGAUGUUGGGAUUUUAUUGACGAUGAUCUGUGGUGGAUUAUAAAAACCCCUACAUUGGUAACAAUACUGAUGAACUUUAUUCUCUUCAUUUGUAUCAUCCGGAUACUUCGUCAGAAAAUCAGCUGCCGGGAUAUUGGGAGAAAUGAAUCACACCAGUACUCGAGACUGGCAAAAUCAACUCUACUUUUGAUUCCCUUGUUCGGGAUAAACUACAUCCUCUUUGCCUUUAUGCCUCAUCACAUUGAGUCUUAUGUGCGUCUGGUAUUUGACUUGAUCCUGGGGUCUUUUCAGGGAUUUUGUGUUGCUGUCCUGUACUGUUUUCUAAAUGGAGAGGUUCAGUCUGAGAUCAGACGAAAGUGGAGGCGGUGGCACAUGCAGAGAUUUCUGGGAGCUGAUGCUAAGUACCAGCAGCCCUCGAUGGCAAGCAACGGCCUCAACUUCAGCUCGCAAAUCACCAUGAUGACAAAAUGCAGCCCCUCCACACGGCGCGCUUCUGCCUGUCAAGAUGACUUCUCCACCGUCUGAGUGCUGAGUGAUGCUCCGUCUAUGUCGAGUCACAGAAACCAAUGAGUCUGUGCUCUACCCGCACAGAAAGGCUGUCACCCGGACCACUCCCAUCAUCUGCAGGUUGCUGCUCCGCCAUCAUUCCUGUAGGAACUGUGCAUCUCACCGCUCAGUAGGAACGUGAGGGAAACCGUGCAGCUCAAGGCUUAUAGUGAUGGUUUGGCAUAUGGUGUAUCUUCGUAGCCAUUCUUUCACACAAAUCGAUCAGGAGAGAAAUAUGCAAGUAAAAAUGGACUCGUUGAUAUUUGAUUGUGUUUCAUCAAACUACUGACUCUGAAAAGCAAGUGACGCUGGCUUUAUAAGGAUGCGAUCAGAGCUCAUUUUGUUGCUGAGAAGACUCGUUUGAAUCAUGGUCGACAUCCAUUGCCCCAUUUUUGUGCACAACAAUACAUACGUUAAUCUUCAGCAUUAGAGUUGGCAUCUGUCUGUUGUGUUUUUCUGUUUUCCGUGCCCUCAUUAUGCUGCUCAAGAUUUCUCAGACUCUUAAUAAUAUGUAAAGCUGAAUGGUGACCAGGUUUUAUUUUUAUCUUCUUCCUUAUUCCUGGAAAAAAGUAAUGUGAUUUAGACUGUCUGACAUUCUGCUACAAUCCUGUUUUUGCAUCCUCCUAUUCGUGUCAUGUGCUUGUGUGUCUGUGUACAUGUGCACAAACACAAACGUCUCUCAUCGAGAGCCAUAAAAGCAUGCUUACUUGGGCAGCGGAAGCAUAGUGCGUCAUGCUGUAUGUUUUUAAUAAGGGUUUAUAGUGUAAUUUUAUAGUUCUAUGUGAAAAUUGACAUGGGUUGUGUAACUGUGCACUUGUCAACAUAAAAACAAUUGCAAAAGAUGCAUUUUUAUGAGAUUGGUCUUUCUAAAGAUUUUGAAUCGAAAAUCUUUUUAGCUGUCAAAAGUACAUGCGUAGUGUUAGUCGUAGUUGCUAGCAUGAAAAUGCUCUUGCAUGUUUGCAUGCACAGUUCUUGUACCUCAGUGUGAAUAAGAUGUACAUUUAAGAGAAAAUGUGUGUUAUUGCUGUAUUUUGAAAGUGUAUUGUGGAUAUUGUCAGAA
Molecule: messenger RNA, 3358 nt
Organism: Sinocyclocheilus grahami
Lineage: Eukaryota; Metazoa; Chordata; Actinopteri; Cypriniformes; Cyprinidae
Product: vasoactive intestinal polypeptide receptor-like
Exons: 18
Coding region: 994-2277 (427 amino acids)
Biological process (GO): adenylate cyclase-modulating G protein-coupled receptor signaling pathway; cell surface receptor signaling pathway
Cellular component (GO): plasma membrane
Molecular function (GO): vasoactive intestinal polypeptide receptor activity; peptide hormone binding; G protein-coupled peptide receptor activity
Source: RefSeq, a predicted model, not a curated record